AUGUCGGAUGAGCCGAUUGGCAUACAAAAUGAUAAACAGGCUGCUUCAGAUCCAAGCAGUGUGGUUACUUCGUCAGCAAGUAAUAUUGAUAAUGACACCGUCCAGGGUAAACUUUCAAAAUUAGUAGGUGAUGCUAUGUCAAGCAAUCCCUAUUUUGCCGCUGGCGGUGGGCUCAUGAUUCUUGGUACUGGCUUAGCCGUGGCUAGGUCCGGUAUAAUAAAGGCCAGCAGGGUGGCAUAUCGACAGAUGAUUGUCGAUUUAGAGAUUCAAUCUAAGGAUAAAUCAUAUAGCUGGUUUUUGACUUGGAUGGCUAAACACCCUCAAAGAGUAUCCAGACACUUAUCUGUAAGAACAAACUACAUACAACAUGAUAAUGGAUCAGUCAGUACAAAAUUUUCGCUGGUUCCAGGUCCGGGAAAUCAUUGGAUUCGUUAUAAGGGAGCAUUCAUCUUGAUCAAGAGAGAAAGGUCCGCAAAAAUGAUAGAUAUUGCGAAUGGAUCACCAUUUGAGACCGUAACGCUGACCACUCUAUACCGUGACAAACAUUUAUUUGAUGAUAUAUUAAAUGAGGCCAAAGACAUAGCUUUGAAGACUACCGAAGGUAAAACUGUUAUUUACACUUCGUUUGGCCCUGAAUGGAGAAAGUUUGGUCAACCAAAAGCCAAAAGGAUGCUGCCUUCUGUGAUUCUGGAUAAUGGCGUCAAAGAGGGCAUUCUUGAUGACGUUCAUGAUUUUAUGAAGAAUGGUAAAUGGUAUUCUGAUAGAGGUAUCCCAUACCGUAGAGGCUAUUUGCUGUACGGGCCUCCCGGUUCCGGUAAGACGAGUUUCAUCCAGGCUUUAGCUGGCGAAUUAGACUACAACAUUUGUAUUUUGAACCUCUCCGAAAAUAACUUAACAGACGACCGACUAAACCAUUUAAUGAAUAAUAUGCCAGAAAGAAGUAUACUGUUGUUGGAAGAUAUUGACGCGGCUUUCAACAAAAGAAGUCAAAGCGGUGAGCAAGGUUUCCACUCUAGCGUGACAUUUAGUGGGUUACUGAAUGCCUUAGAUGGUGUCACAUCAUCUGAAGAAACGAUUACCUUUAUGACUACUAAUCAUCCUGAGAAACUAGACGCGGCCAUAAUGAGGCCGGGCCGUAUUGACUACAAAGUCUACGUAGGUAACGCAACUCCAUAUCAAGUGGAAAGAAUGUUUAAGAAGUUUUAUCCAACUGAAACUGACAUAUGCAACAAAUUUGUAGAAAGUGUUAAAGAAUUGGACAUCACUGUGAGCACAGCUCAGUUGCAAGGACUUUUUGUCAUGAAUAAAGACGCACCACAAGACGCAUUAAAAAUGGUUACCAGCUUACGAGAUACCAAUCACAUUUUUUAG
This is a messenger RNA of Saccharomyces mikatae IFO 1815, 1371 nucleotides long. RefSeq names its product bifunctional AAA family ATPase chaperone/translocase BCS1 (gene BCS1). The coding region runs from base 1 to 1371 and encodes 456 amino acids. Gene Ontology annotation, biological process: protein insertion into mitochondrial inner membrane from matrix; mitochondrial respiratory chain complex III assembly. Gene Ontology annotation, cellular component: mitochondrial inner membrane. The transcript has a single exon. The record is from RefSeq and is a predicted model, not a curated record. NCBI's taxonomy places the organism in Eukaryota, Fungi, Ascomycota, Saccharomycetes, Saccharomycetales, Saccharomycetaceae. Gene Ontology annotation, molecular function: ATP binding; ATP hydrolysis activity.